UUCCGUUUACAUUCGAAUAAACAGCUGGCACUUCGUAGACUAAACUAAAGACAUAAAACCAGUCGUUGCCAUCAACGGAAAUCUUGUAGCGUCUUUGUUGAAAACAACAACAACAGCAGUUCUUGCUUUUGUGUGAGUUGUAAGACUUACAUGGAAGUAUUGAUGAGAUGCCCAACGGAAAUAAAAGGCGACCGGAUACUUUGGAAUUAGAGGUACUCCGAGCACAAACACCUGCACGCCAAACCAGCCGAACCCAAUCACCAGUGCCACAGAGACCAGCAGCUUCGACCAAACCCAGACGUUAUGCCUCGGUGGACAAUGAACAGCAACAGCCAAGAGCGACAACAGCGACAGCAGCAACAACUGCACCAACAUCUCAACCACCAUCCACAUUUCCCAAUUCGACCCCCCUAACCAGUGUCGACAGCCGGUCGAGACGUUGGUAUCAUUUCGGUGGCAUGUUCUCACGUAAUGCCGCUUCGAACACAGCGACCACAACCACCAGCACUGCCAAUUUGGAAGCAGCCACUGCGACUCUAGCCAAACCAGAGCCGUCCACCAUUGACAAUUCAACGGCCACGAUACUCACCUUGUCGCCCCACAAUGCCGACGACAAUCUACCCGAUGUGGCCGCUGUCCAACCCAGGCAACAACAGCAGCAACAACACCAGGGUUCGUUCAAACGAAGAUCACACAAAUCCCGCUCCGGAAGUCUUUACAGUUUGGCCACUCUGGCCCAGACGGGUGAAGUUCAGUUACAUUCACGCAGCAAUUCCUGCAACAAAUUCAAAGACAAAGAAGCCGAACUGGAAGCAGAGGCAGCCCUGAUGUACGACGACCAGGUUGCCAAAGCCAAAGAGAAAACCCUGCUAACCAGUCAGCCACCUUCAUUCGAUAAUGUCGAUGAAAUCACCGACACCAUCGGUCCAGAAACGAAAUCUGGCCUUAGGGCCAAUCUCAUGUCCUUCCUGAGUAAAUUGGGCAUCUGGAAGAAUUCCAAUUGUCGGCCACCGCGCAAACGAUCAUCGUUGCGUUCGAAACACACAACGCCAAGUGGUUACAGUGCGACAGGUGCGAGUAGUAGUUUGACCGGUCGGAAAUCGGUAACGCUGAGUUGUGAAUUUGAACAAUUUCCCGCCGGCGAUAAUGGCGAUGAAAAGACGGCGGGACGUUUGGCAAAUGCCAAAGAGCUUGGCAAAAGGCGUCUCUCACAAAUGCGUCGGCGCAGAAGUUCCUAUUAUUUUUCAGAUAAUGAACGCAGAAUACGUGCUAAUGAUCGGGAGUUCAAUGCCCAGUUCAAAUAUGCCGACAACUACAUUAAAACGUCCAAGUAUUCGAUGAUGACAUUUUUGCCCUUCAACCUUUUGGAGCAAUUUCAACGUUUAGCGAAUUUUUAUUUCCUUUGUCUGCUGGUGCUGCAACUAAUCCCGGCCAUAUCGUCACUGACACCCGUUACUACAGCCAUUCCAUUAAUCGGUGUGCUAACCUUGACCGCCGUCAAAGAUGCCUAUGACGAUAUUCAACGUCAUGUCUCAGAUUCUCAGGUGAACAAUCGCAAAUCGAAAGCUUUACGAAAUGGAAAACUGGUCGAUGAGAGAUGGUCCGGUGUCCAGGUUGGUGAUGUGAUACGCCUGGAGAACAAUCAAUUUGUGGCAGCCGAUAUUCUCCUGCUAAGCACCUCGGAACCAAAUGGUUUGUGUUUCAUCGAAACGGCCGAACUGGAUGGCGAAACGAAUCUCAAAUGUAAACAAUGUCUGACGGAAACCAUUGAACUUGGCGAUAACCAUGACCAGCUGUGGAAUUUCAAUGCCGAAAUAAUCUGCGAGAAGCCCAACAAUCUGUUGAAUAAAUUCGAGGGGACAUUGCUGUGGCGCAAUCAACGCUACGCCCUGGACAAUGAGAAGAUCCUGUUGCGGGGCUGUGUGCUGCGUAACACGCAAUGGUGUUAUGGCGUGGUUGUUUUCGCCGGCAAAGAUACGAAGCUGAUGCAGAAUUCCGGCAAGACGCAGUUUAAGAGCACCGGUGUUGAUCGUCUGUUGAAUUUCAUUAUUAUUGGUAUCGUAUUGUUUUUGUUAUCCAUCUGCGCAUUCUUUACACUAGCCUGUGCUAUAUGGGAGGGAGUCAUUGGUCAACAUUUCCAGGCCUAUUUGCCAUGGGAAAAUAUAAUACCAAAAAAUAUUGUUCAAGGAUCAACCGUUAUAGGAUUGUUAGUAUUUUUCUCUUAUGCCAUUGUAUUAAAUACCGUAGUGCCAAUAUCACUCUACGUUUCAGUAGAGGUUAUACGUUUUGUUCAAUCAUUCCUAAUCAACUGGGAUGAACAAAUGUAUUAUGAACCAACUAAAACCCAUGCCAAAGCCCGUACCACCACCCUCAACGAAGAAUUGGGCCAAAUUCAAUAUAUAUUCUCCGAUAAGACCGGCACCCUAACCCAAAACAUAAUGACCUUCAACAAGUGCAGUAUUAAUGGUCGGACCUAUGGCGAUGUCAUCGAUUUGCGUACCGGCGAAGUGAUCGAGGUGACAGAUAAUGAAACCGAAACAAGUAAAGGUAACAGCCGGAAGAGUGCAAUGAAAAAGAGUGGAAACACUGUUAGCGGUGAGGAGAAUAUGUCGUCGUCCAAACGUUUGCACAAAGUCGAUGUGCAUUUUGUCAAUGCAUCACCAACGAACACCACCAAUACUCCUCUACCCGCCACCACUACCACUACCACCACCACCAGUUUGUCUUCCAAAUGGCAAAAAGACCAACAACGGCAACAACAACAACAGGAAGAAGAAGAUGUAUUUAACAAUACACUUUUCAACGGCACCGUCGGUUCUUCCAAUGGCGCCAGCUAUGUUCGAAAGACCAGAGCCAUGGCACCUGUAGACUUUUCUGCAAAUCCCGAAUAUGAACCUGAAUUUCGUUGGUAUGACCGAACGUUGCUGGAUGCCGUGCGUUCGGAUGAAGAGCAUGCCCACAAUUUCUUUCGUCUGUUGGCCUUGUGUCACACCGUUAUGCCGGAGACGGUUGAGGGGCGUCUGGAGUAUCAAGCUCAAAGUCCCGAUGAGUCCGCCCUGGUAUCGGCGGCUAGAAAUUUCGGUUUUGUAUUUCGUUCUAGAACACCGAACAGCAUUACCAUUGAGGUAAUGGGACGAAAGGAGGAAUAUGAAUUGCUGCAUAUUUUGGAUUUCAAUAAUGUCCGCAAACGUAUGUCAGUCAUUCUGAGACAGGGUGAUCGUAUAUUCCUAUACUGCAAAGGUGCUGAUAGUGUUAUCUAUGAUAGACUGAGUUCGAGCCAACAUGAAAUGAAAGCGCGUACCCAAGAUCAUUUAAAUAAAUUCGCUGGCGAAGGUUUGCGAACGCUUGUCUUGGCUGAACGACCAUUAACAAGCGAGUUCUAUGAGGGGUGGAGCAAACGCCACUUAGAGGCUUCCGUGUCACUGGAUAAUCGUGAGGACAAGCUAGGUGCGGUCUAUGAAGAGGUCGAAAGUGAUUUGCUGCUGGUCGGUGUUACCGCCAUAGAAGACAAACUGCAGGACGGAGUACCUGAAACGAUAGCCAACUUACAAAUGGCUGGCAUAAAAAUUUGGGUAUUAACCGGGGAUAAGCAGGAAACGGCCAUUAACAUUGGAUAUUCAUGUCAAUUACUUACCGAUGAUUUAGCUGAUGUUUUUAUUGUCGAUGGCAGCACCCUGGAGGAGGUGGAGAGGCAAUUGAGACAGUUCAAAGAGUCCAUAAGAAUAGUAAAUCGAUUUAGGCCGCCACCCUUUAAUUCCACCAUCAAUCUGAAUUUAAACGGUUCCCACGAUCACAAUGAUCGCAGUACUGCAGCAGCUCUGAAAAUGUCCCAGAUCUCACCACCACCGCCGCCGGCAAUAUCAGUCGUCACCUUUAGGUGGGAUGAUGAAGACAAUAAUAAGCGUAACAAGGGCGAACCGGACAGUGCUGAAACAAAUGAAUUGUAUGACACAUUGGAAAAAGGUGGCAGUGCAGCACGAAAUGCGCUAAGGGAUGAUGAAAUUGUGGAGGAAAACACUGGCUUUGCAAUUGUCAUAAAUGGCCAUUCUUUGGUCCAUUGCCUAUCGCCAGAAUUGGAAUCAAGAUUUCUCGAUAUUGCCUCCCAGUGCAAGGCUGUUAUAUGCUGCCGAGUCACACCUUUGCAAAAGGCAUUGGUGGUGGAAUUAAUAAAACGUGCCAAGAAUGCAGUUACCUUAGCAAUAGGUGAUGGUGCCAACGAUGUCUCAAUGAUUAAAGCCGCCCACAUUGGUGUUGGUAUAUCUGGACAAGAGGGUUUACAGGCUGUAUUGGCAAGCGAUUAUUCAAUUGCCCAAUUUCGUUACUUACAAAGACUUUUAUUGGUGCAUGGACGUUGGUCCUAUUAUCGCAUGUGCAAAUUCUUGCGUUAUUUCUUUUAUAAAAACUUUGCAUUUACCCUUUGCCAUUGUUGGUAUUCAUUUUUUUGUGGCUUCAGUGCACAGACUGUUUUCGAUCCCAUGUUUAUAUCGGUGUAUAAUCUAUUUUAUACAUCUCUGCCGGUACUGGCGCUGGGCGUAUUCGAACAGGAUGUGUCUGAUAAACACAGUCUGGAAUAUCCCAAAUUGUAUACCCCGGGCCUAAGAAGUCAAUUGUUUAAUACCAAAGAAUUUGUGUAUAGUGUUUUACAUGGUGCCUUUAGUUCUUUAAUAUUAUUUUUAAUACCCUAUGGUACUUAUCACAAAGGCGUUUCGCCAAAUGGUUUAAUUUUAAGUGAUCACAUGACUCUGGGAGCGGUUGUAGCCACUAUUUUAAUUAUUGAUAAUACAGCACAGAUAGCCUUAUAUACAUCGUACUGGACAAUAGCCAACCACAUAACCAUAUGGGGUAGUUUGAUUUGGUACUUUGUGCUCGAUUACUUUUACAAUUAUGUGAUUGGUGGCCCCUAUGUGGGCUCACUUACCAUGGCCAUGGGCGAUUUAACAUUUUGGGCCACCAUGUUUAUAACAGUGGUGCUGAUAAUGACACCAGUAUUAGCGUACAAAUUCUAUUUAAUAGACGUACAACCAAGCCUAGCCGAUAUGAUACGCAUGAAGAGACGUCAAGCAAGCCUCAAAUCACGACACACCAGCAGUGUUACAAGAGCCCCGUCUUCACGAAGAUCAAGGCGGUCGCUACGUUCAGGUUACGCUUUUGCCCACCAGGAGGGCUUUGGUCGUCUUAUUACUUCGGGUAAAAUUAUGCGAAAAUUGCCGCAAGAGUUUGCUUUCCCACUAGGUUUGGGUAGCAAAAAGGUGCAAAGUUCCGGUGCUGCCCACCAAGAUGCCAAGACUAACAACAAUAACAGUGUGCGUGAUAACAAUAAAAAUGCUGCAGAUGUAGAUAUAGUAGAUCCAACAACGGCUACAGCACUCAAUGAUGCCUUAACCAAUCAAGACCAUAGCAACGAUGGCAUAAGUCCACGUGCUCCUUGCCAAGAUUUAGAUACGAUAAAUCUCUAAAAAACAAAAUCAUCAAGAAACUCAAACGGAAAUCACAAAUGCCCAAGCAGAUAGCCGAACAUAAACCAAAUCUUCAAUUAUUUUUCAUUGUUGGAAAAGAAACACGUAGGAAUAUUGAAAACAACUACAACAACUAUUUAGACUUAACGAUUUUUUAAUUUAAUUUAUAAUUCUAAUAUAAGGUCAAACAGAAAAAAAGAUACUAUGUAAAUAUAUAUCAACUUUUUUUUGAUAUAUACACGAAUUGAUUAGAAAACAAAAAACAUUUUUCAAAAAAUCAAAAAAACCAACAAAACACACAUUAGCUUUAAUAUUAAAAAAAAUACCAGAGAUGAUGAUCUGCUGCUACGACUAAAACUAUUUCUAAACACUAUUUUUAGGGUAUUCGAUAAAACAAAUCGUUAAAAAAAGAUCUAUUCAUACUAAGUACGUACAUUCAUACAUACCGACCGACAUGCCUCCAUUUGUAAAUUGUGACAAACAUUACCAAAAAGAAAAAACAAAACACAAAACCUCUUCUAUAUAUUUAUAUUCUUUCAAACAAACACCUGAUGGAAAAAAACAACAUUGUUGGCUAUUAAACUCAGUUCUAUGUCAAAAGUUAAAAAACACAAAAUUUUCUUUUGGUUGUUUUACACAUACUUACAUACAUUUAUAUACCUACAUAUAUUUAAUAGAAGACAAAAAUACACUCUCACUUAAAUACAUACAUACAUAUAUAGCAUGUUAUUUAGUUGUUUACUAGCAGGACUUUGACGAAUAUAUUCAGGAUUAUAAGUUUUUUUUGAAAUGGUUACUUACAAUGUGCUGUCAUAACACAGAGCUAUAGAUUAUUGAAUAUAAUUUAAA
Molecule: messenger RNA, 6305 nt
Organism: Musca domestica (house fly)
Lineage: Eukaryota; Metazoa; Arthropoda; Insecta; Diptera; Muscidae
Gene: ATP8B
Product: phospholipid-transporting ATPase ID
Exons: 22
Coding region: 168-5456 (1762 amino acids)
Biological process (GO): Golgi organization; phospholipid translocation
Cellular component (GO): plasma membrane
Molecular function (GO): ATPase-coupled intramembrane lipid carrier activity; magnesium ion binding; ATP binding
Source: RefSeq, a predicted model, not a curated record